UCGAAUCCCACACCACGCGCACGCGCACAGGUAGCCCUCGACACGCCACGGAUCCGCAACGUCGGCAGUGGGCCACGCCGAACAAACCCUUCCCGGACCCACACGUCAGCCUCCCCCCGAAACCCCCGCCACCUUUCCCCCAAAGCCCCCUCUUUUUAUGCCCGCCCUUCCGGUCAGCCAAUCCGGUCAUCGCCAUUCGCCAGCCACCAAACCCACGCAACAGUCACACAGCCGCGCGCAGCGCAGCAGUCACCUUGCCGCCGCCGCCGCCGCCGCCACCGCGCCGGCAGCCAGCUUAGCUUACCCCAGCCCCAGCCGCCUGCCAUGGCGGUGAGCAACAACAUCACGGCGUGCGUGACGCUGCUGGCGCUGAUCUGCGCGGUGCCGGUCAUCGCGUCGGGGGUCUGGUUCGCCUCCGCGCAGGGCGACGAGUGCGCGCGCCUGGCGCGGUGGCCCGUCGCCAUCCUCGGCGGGCUUCUCCUCCUCGUCGCCCUGGCGGGCUUCGUCGGCGCCUACUGGAACCGCCGCCGCCUCCUCGCCUUCUACCUCUUCGCCAUGGCCGCGCUCAUCGUGCUCCUCAUCGCGCUCCUCGUCUUCGCCUUCGCCGUCACGCGGGGCUCCGGCGCGUACCCCGUGCUCGGCCGCGCCUACGACGACUACCGCCUCGACGGAUUCUCCAUGUGGCUGCGCGGGUACGUCUCCGACGACCCCGGUCGGUGGGAGAAGAUCAAGGCAUGCCUCGCCGUCUCCGACACCUGCAAGAAGCUCCAGCGCCAGGCCGCCUUCGUCAACGCCGAGCAGUUCUACCAGUCCCGACUCGCGCCGCUCCAGUCGGGCUGCUGCAAGCCGCCGUCGGUGUGCGGGUACACCUACGUGAGCCCGACGGUGUGGACGAGCCCGGCGCGGCCGGCGGCGGACCCGGACUGCGGGCUGUGGAGCAGCAACCCCGGCCAGCUCUGCUACGAGUGCGAGUCCUGCAAGGCCGGCCUCCUGGAGGCGCUCCGCGACCAGUGGCACAAGGCCAACAUCGCGCUCGUCGUCGCCACCGUCUGCCUCGUCUUCCUCUACCUCAUCGGAUGCAGCGCCUACAAGAACGCCCAGGCCGCCGCCUUCUUCCGCCACUACAAGUAACUAACUGAUCCGUGACGACGAGCUGGCCGCGGCCGGAGCCGCGUGCUGGCGGUCGCCUUCAGUUUGGUUCAGCAAGCUAUGUGAAUCGUGCUGUGGACAAGUAGUUGUGGUUGAUGUGCUUUCUUCAGACUCUUCUUGCUUUGUGGUGGUAGCAGUAGACGUGUAAGAUGUGUAACAAUGUAAGGUAGUGGAGAUGUAAGAUUGAUGGCCGGGUUGAUGUUGAGAAUGAUCCAUUUCGAUGUGUUUUCCUUUUC
Molecule: messenger RNA, 1385 nt
Organism: Panicum hallii
Lineage: Eukaryota; Viridiplantae; Streptophyta; Magnoliopsida; Poales; Poaceae
Product: tetraspanin-2-like
Exons: 2
Coding region: 325-1131 (268 amino acids)
Biological process (GO): auxin-activated signaling pathway
Cellular component (GO): plasmodesma; plasma membrane
Source: RefSeq, a predicted model, not a curated record